AUCAUCUACUAACCUUUGUUUCAUAACUACAGUUACGACAGAGUGUAAAAAAUUAACCUAAUAAUUUAAUACAGGUCUAGAAUCUAUUCAUUAUUACAGCCUAGUGACACAAGAAAUUCAUUUAGAAUGAAUCGAUCAUGUGUAUUACUUAGUAAAACUAAAGGACUUUACAAUAAAAGUGCCAAACCUAUCAACGCAAUACUAGAAAAAAAUAAAGGCCAAAAUCGGCAAAAUGCAGUGGGCUGUUCCUACACCAACUUAGCAUCUGCAGCAGAAAGAAACUCACUAAUGCAACAGAUUCAUCAUUGUCAAACUAAAAGAAAACAUAAAGAUCUUGAACUUGUUAUUAGUUCAUAUGCAUUUCGCCUAUGUGUUCGAAAUCAUCAUUCAUGUUCCAAAGAACAUAGAAACUGUUGGAACUGUGGGCGGGAUACCAGCCCAGAGACUGAAUUAUUUUUCUGUGAUUGUGGCAUGGUGCAGAAACCAGCUAAUGAUCUUACAUAUUUUGACUUGAUGCAACUUCCAGCAGGAUUUGAUAUAGACCUCAAACUACUCUCAGAAGUAUACAAAGAAACUCAGAAAAAACUCCAUCCAGACAAAUUUUCAAACAAGUCUGAGGAAGAAUGCAAAUUUGCAGUGGAGCAGUCAUCUCUCCUAAACAAGGCUUACAACACUUUGCAAAAGCCACUUUCUAGGGCACUUUAUUUACUUGAGCUGAAGGGACUAACCAUUGAAGAAGACUUAAAUUUUGAUGAUCCUGAAUUUCUGAUGGAGAUUUUAAGUAUAAAUGAACAGAUAAGCAGUGCUGAAUGUUCGGAAGAUCUGAAUAAAUUGGAGGCUGGUACUAAUAAAACCAUUGAUGAGAUAUCUAAAAAACUGUCACAACUGUUUAAAGCAAAUAAUUAUGAAGGUGCAAAAUUUGCCACUAUUCGUUUAAGGUACUACACAACGAUCCAGGAGAGAAUUGCUGAGCUUAAAAGAAGUAAAUUAGGCUAAUUAUUUGGAUUUUUCCUUCACAGUCAUAUCCUCAGAAAAUGUGUUUCAAAUAAUAAUUUGCUUCAACUCAUAAUGUUCAUCCUUCGAUAGUGAUAUUUAACAGCCAUUUUUAGAUAUCCUUUUGUUCUUUCUUCUAGUUCUAUUCUCCUCAUUUUCAUAUUUUUUUGUGUCCAGUAAAUAGGCAUCAGUUGGACAAAAUUAAACAUUUUAAAAAGUAAGCUUAUUUCAGGGUUGCCCAUAAAUGAAGUUUCACUUAUUAUAUGUGUUGGUUGGAAAGGGGAGGGGUGUUUAAAGAAAUUUUUAAACUAAAUUUUUAUUGUUAUUUUUAAAAUAUAUAAAUACUUUUGUACAUUAUACACUGAUCCAUGCUGCUAAUAUUGAUAUGCUCAUAUUUAGGUAUUAUUUGCAAAGACAGGGGGUGGGGGGUUGACAGUUACCAUAAUGUUAAGAAUAAAAAUCAGCAAAAAUAAUUGACAUCAUUUAUGUACAACCCUGACAAUCAUACAACAAAUUUCAUAGUAGUUACUUUCACUUACAGAAUAAAGUGAUAAUUACUACGUAUAGAUUAGUACACAGCAUCUGAUACUUGAUAAGUUGUUUCUUGGUAAUAAAUCCCUGCUUUUGAUUUCCACUUAAGUGUGUUGACAGUCUGGAAUAAAAUCCUUAGUUGUUCUUUCAUUCACUUAAACCAAAGCUACUGGUAAUGAAAAUAUUCAAUUCUUCUGCUCUUAUGUUUUUUGGUCAAUCAUUUGUCAAUAAAAUUAUUUCAUUCUUUAAAAAGAUAAUCCAAUUUUACUGUUUUUACAAUGUCAUUAAAAGUAGUAAUUAAACAUGGCGUGUUAAGGUAUUUUUUUAAAGAAUGUAAUUAUUCUAGUCUGCAUUUGUUUAAAUAAAUACCAUGCAUCAAUAAGCAGUUGUGUGAUUUUUACUCCAAGUUUAAUUAAAUGCAUUACCUGUGUGAUGUAAAAAGCUUGCAAUUGAUUGUUUACAUUGAUUUUUUAACAAUACAUACUAAAUCACUUGUGCAGAUCAAAGAUAUAUUUAUUUAUCUAACAGUCAUAACCAUUUUAUGUAAUGGAGUUAAUAAACUUUUUAUUUGUAGUUUUU
Messenger RNA from Physella acuta, 2103 nucleotides. RefSeq names its product iron-sulfur cluster co-chaperone protein HscB-like. The record is from RefSeq and is a predicted model, not a curated record. NCBI's taxonomy places the organism in Eukaryota, Metazoa, Mollusca, Gastropoda, Physidae. Gene Ontology annotation, cellular component: mitochondrion. Gene Ontology annotation, molecular function: protein-folding chaperone binding; ATPase activator activity. Gene Ontology annotation, biological process: [2Fe-2S] cluster assembly; protein complex oligomerization.